UUCUGAAAAUCAAUUCAAAAAAUUUUGGAAAAAUGGAAAUAGAAAGAACAGGAAGCGACAUGGAAAUGGAGAGAGAAGAAGAAGAUGACGAAGAAACUCAACUUUUGAAGGAUCGUUUUCGUCUUUCCGCCAUUUCCAUUGCCGAUUCUGAAGCCAAGAAAAACGGAAUGCAACCAUCUGAAUCCAUUGUUGCGUGUAUUUCCAAUUUGGCGUUUAAUUAUGCUGAGCAUUUGGCCAAGGACCUUGAACUAUUUGCACACCAUGCUGGUCGUAAAUUGGUGAAUACUGAGGAUGUUAUACUUGCAGCCCAUCGAAAUGAGAACCUUUCUCUAUCAUUAAGGACCUUCUGCAAUGAUCUAAAAGCCAAAGAACCUCAGUCAGAGAGGAAGCGGAAGAAAGCUUCUAGGAAAGAGGACAAAGCUACAACAAGUGCACUUGAAACUGCUGAACUCUUAAGAUAGCUGCAGUGAUGAAGGAAGGACUUUGACGUCUCUUUAAGCUAUUGAAUGGAAGGAUAGUUCGGAGCUAUGUCUAAUAUGUGGGCAUUGAGCCCAUGAAGUGGUCACAUUGAGUUUAGACGAAGAGAUAGUUUCAAGCUCUGUGAACGCUUCGUUUUUCCCCUUAUCGAUUUUGUAUAGGUUAGUAACAGGUAGCAUAUGUUUAUAUGAGAAUGU
Chenopodium quinoa (quinoa) is the source of this 674-nucleotide messenger RNA. RefSeq names its product protein MHF1 homolog. The record is from RefSeq and is a predicted model, not a curated record. The coding region runs from base 33 to 461 and encodes 142 amino acids. The transcript has 5 exons. Lineage: Eukaryota; Viridiplantae; Streptophyta; Magnoliopsida; Caryophyllales; Amaranthaceae. Gene Ontology annotation, biological process: replication fork processing; resolution of meiotic recombination intermediates. Gene Ontology annotation, molecular function: chromatin binding; protein heterodimerization activity. Gene Ontology annotation, cellular component: Fanconi anaemia nuclear complex; FANCM-MHF complex.